AGCGAUCACAGAGACAAAAAAAAAAAUCCCUCUCGCGUGUGUGAGUGUGUGUUUGAGUGUGUGUGCGGUAAACCUAUUGGCAUACGAGCUGUAGAGAAAGAGAGAGAGAGAGAGAGGGAGGGAGGGGGGUAGAGCAAGAGCACAAGCGACAGAGAGAGAGAGAGAGAGAGAGAGAGGGAACGUGCGUACGAGGGCUCAUGUAAAACCAGAUUAAAAACACAAGAUGGCUUCCUGAAUGGGCUGCUGGAACACAGACGAGAGAGAGAGAGACCGAGAAAGAAGAAGAGUGGAGAGGAAGAGAGAGAGACAGAGAGAGCGAGAAAGAAGAAAGGAAUAGAGGGAUAGAGGUGAAGACGAGAGGGAGCCCGAGUCUUCUGAUGGGGAUUCGGCCAGUGGACGAAGGAGUUCAAACCAAGGCAGCUCAGAGGCUUGGAGGGUAAAUAUUCAUCACUCCAGACUAUUUAGAAUUGAUAGGUGCGGGGGGGUGGUUUGGGGGGGGGGGGGGGGGGCGAGGUUGGCGGGACCGGGGAACAGCUCGAGACAAAACACACACAAUUUAACACUGAGACAGCCAAGACUAUGUAGACAAGAGGGGCCGGCUGUGCCAAAUAAGAGGAUGCUGUUAUUUAGAAAUAAUCAGCCAUCACUAUAUCCCUUCAUCUUCAUCUCAGCAAACUGACACUUGUGCACAAUUUACACAUUUACCCCCCUCUGUCAGCUGGCUGAUGCAGACCUACCUAAUGCAUGUAUUCAUUAGGAUGUGUCAGGUUGGGAUACAGACAUUACAUAAUUCUAUAAUUGAAAUUGAAUCCCGCUCGCCGUCUCUUAUUCUCCGUCCCAGCAGUAGAGGGAAGUGCCGGCUCGCUGUUAGAGCUCAAAUCAAAGAAAGCAGAUCUGUGCGGCUUGUCAGCUUUUUUUAUGAUUUUCCUGAGGAUGACAGUAAAGGUGAUGAGAUUGUUUGUGAAAAGAAAUGCAUUUCGGACCGGGGAGUCUUACUGUCUCUAAUGACAAGUGUUUCUGACCGCGCCGUUGUCGCAUUAUUCUAUUGAUUGUUAUUCUCUCCCCCCUCCCAUCUCUCUCCGUCUCCUUCUCACUCCCCCCUCUCUUGUUCUGUUGAAUGGCUGUAAAGGUGGAAUAUUUUGAAGACAACAGUCGAGGCUGCUUGGGAGACAGUGAACUGGCAGCUGAGGUAAGAGAGGGCAUUGGGUUUAUGUUUGCCUGCUGUUGGUGUGUAUGUGUGUCAUCUCUGUCAUCUGGGCGUAAUCUCUGUGCAUGGUGCAGCUGUUGGUUCAUCAGCAUUGGGAGGCUCUUAAAUGGAGUAAACAAGGUGGUUGUUAAACACAGCGAUCCUUUCCACCAGUGUGAAUCCACACAUGUGUUUGCACAAAAGAUAAAACACCCCUGUCUUUCACGCGUAUGUAAUUCUCUUAAUAGUUUUGGCACUUGGUAGUUAUUACGCCAAAAAGGCUUGUCAGUGUUGCAGUUGUGUUGCUCGGAUGUCAUUUCGCUGUUUGCUGCUCGUCCCGUCCAAAAACCCGAGCACAUAUCAUCGCUCUGGAUAUCAUCACAAGGCGGCAUACAGGUGUGUAAGACACCUUUAACUUUCUAACUUCCCAUCCGAGUCGCCAUGCUCGGAAGCUGAUUAUUUUAAAUCGCUGCUACUUUUCUGCGAGCUGCAGUGAGCUAUGCACCUCAUUGAUGAAGUGGCGGCGUCCUCAGUUUAAAGCGUCCCACGCUGCCCGCUGAUUGGUGCCAGAGCCAGGCAUGUGUAGAUACAAGAGACCAAGGAGAGGAGGAGGGAGGAGAAGGGAGGAGGAACCCUACGCACUGGCUCAGGAGCCAGAGGGGGGCCGUCCUUCUCUUCCUAGGUUUUGGAGUCAAAUGAGGUAAAGGGAGUAAAAGUUAGUGGGUCACGCAUGCGUACGUGUUUGAUUGUCGGCGUAGUAACCUGUGGCGUCUGGCCGCUGAGAGCUGCUGUUCUGCAACAAGCCGAGUCGGGGCACGCUUGUGGGUUUAUGUGCAAAGGAAGUCAGAACAGAGAGGCUUCCUGGAUAAAGGAUUUAUUGAGCAGCGAACAAGCAGCUGUAGGAGUGAUGUUUCCUGGUAGUAUCGGGAAAAACCCUUUGAUUCACCUGCUAUCAAACGCAGCGAUACAAGGUGUCAUCGACCAAGCCGUGCGAAAGCGUGGAAAGUCAUGACUCAAGACAGAUACACUUGCGUCACGAUUUGAAAUAUAGGUUAGUCAAUCAGUUUCGAAUGUCAUGAAUGGGCUCCACUGAGAUACUCCAGCUUAACCCUAAGCCUGCUGUAAUCCCCGUCCAUGCGUAGACUCUUUAACUCUAAAGCAUGUAUGGCCAUCUGGUUCGCAAAGAAAAAGCACCGAACUGUCCAAUUGCGAGGACAGUUGUUGAUCAUGUUAAUAAACAUUGUAUUUUCUGCCUUUGGGGCUUUCCAGGGAUCCUGUUUGUGAAGGGUCACGGUUACUGUGUGUGUCCUUGGUGGAGUGUUUGUCUCAGUGAGAUCCUUGUCAAACAUUCCCCUGGUUGCACAAAGACAACACAGUCUACACCCAGCAGGCUGAGAGCAGUAUUUUUGAAGAGUUAAAUAAGCAGUCACAUGAUAUCAUUAAGUAUUUUAAGUACACACACACCAAAAACAGGACAUUGGAACUUGAAAAGAGGAUGUCAUAAGAGACAGACAGCACUGCUAAGCGUUUAUUUCAGCUUUUACAGUGUAGGGUAUGUUUGUUGGUCUUCUUUGCUGUUCAGGAAGCAGAACUAAAUCAAGAGUUUACCACAACAGGUUACAAGAGAGACAUACUGCACUCGUGUGAUUUCUUUUCCACGCCCCUACGCAGGAUUUCCUCUUUCUAAAUGAGAGGAGGUUCACACGGCUCGCUGCUGGGAAAAAGAGUCAAAGGCAGAGUAGAAACACUCAAACCGCCGAGUGCGUGACAGCAGACGGAACGUUAGUUAAUCAUAUGUUGGGUCUCGCGUGGAAUCCCGUGCCUCGUUUGCAAAGGGUUAACACUGACCUAGUUUCCGUGGCAACACUGAAUGUCUGAUGACAUCAUUGCUUUAAAUUUAGCUCAAGUCCGGCAUCCAAUGUUGGUCAUGUGAUCAACUAACCGGCACGGAGAGUGUGUGUGUGUUUGUGUAGUAGGUGGUUUGAUGUUUUGUAAAGAGUCAGGAAGUGGAGGGUUUGACAUCACCUCUUCCAUUCAGGGUUGGCUUACGACUGCUCUGAGGUUUCCACUCAGCAGCUCUGUUACUCAUGUGUUAAAAUGAUCUAAUUGUUUAUUACCUAGCUUGUUUUUGAUGUUGGAGUCACGUUGUUUUGCUCCUGAUUCAGCUCGAGUCUCCUUUAAGACAUCUCUGACUAUUGUCUGAUCACAUAUCAGGAUUGUAGAUCUAACAGAGUCAGACAAAACAUGACAACCGUACAGUACAAAGUAAUGCAUCACCAGUUGUGUCUUUGCUUUAUUUGUUAUGUAAUUUCCUGUCUGUGGUGUUAUACAUUGUUGUGUUUUCACCAGUUUAUACUACAACUCCCGUAAGCUCUAGAGGAAUGGACACAGGAAUGAAAGGUACAGUGUGUAGAAAUAGGAUUAGCCAUGGCCAUGCCUAGUGGACAUAUUCUGGAUUAAAAUGCUCCUAUGCUCACUCCUCCCAUUGGUGACAGAAGAGGGCCUUUGAGGACAACAGUGUGAUCCCCCAUCUGUCAAGUUUGAGGGGGGGGGGGUGUUAUGCUUUUUUUAUUGUCUUUAUAUUGUUCCUCUGAUAGCUUCUUAUCAGCUUUAAAUGGUAAACAGUUCAACAAAUUCUUAACAUUUCAGGCUGUCUUUAAAAACCCUCUGAGAUGCUUCAUUUUAAGCUGCUGCUAGCAUUUCAUAACCUAGCAUUCUAGAAGUCCCCUUCACUGUUGCCAUGUGUUUCUACGUAUAAAAUGACACAUUUGCCCGUUUAAAAAGAUUCACUGUUCUUGUGUGACUUUUUAAAAAGCCAUUCAGAGCCCCCCUGUGGGGAUUACAUCUGUGGAUUACUUCAACACACGCUGACCUUACAGUCUGAAACUAUGCUCGUAUAUUUUACUGACAUCCAAUAAGACUUUCGCAAAGCUUUAUAUAUAAUAUUCCAUUUCUGCCAACUCUGCUUUGAUAAAGGCUGGGAAAUACUUUGCAUUGCACCUUUAAGUUCAAGGUGAACCAUUGUCCACCCUCUGAAGUCCUCUAUAACUCUGUGAGAGUAGACUAUAAACUAAACUCCUCUUAUCUUCUGUGGACUGUGUAUAGAAAAGCAAAUGUUUGUGACUCUGGCCUCUGUUAACAGCGGGGACAGGAUUACUUUAUCAGAGUGACCGAAGGGACUAGAAAACACUGCACCUUGUGGACCAUCAUGAGACUCCAUUUUUAUGUGUGUAGUCCCUAAUGACUGCCUUACUUGCCAGCAGUACAUGAUCAGUAUUGCUCUGUCUUCAUCUCUCUCUGCUGGCAGUUUUCACAUCUUUGUAUCUGCACUAUCUGUCCUGCUGCACUGCUCAUAGUCCUGCAGUGAGCGUGGCUGCACUCAGCCUGCAUUGAGUCCCGAGCUGGAUCGAUACCCUGCAUGGCACGAGGAGCUGUGCCUGGUGGCUGGUUGGCAUCGUUGGUGGUAUCUGUGUCUCAUGUCAGAGGGAGGUUGUCAGCCGCCUGGUGCCGCAGUUAAUAAAAAAUGAAUGGAGAGAAAGGGGGAGGAGUUAUCAGCUGUUGCCGGAGCUCUUUAACUCUCACCUCUCUGGUGGCUGCUCUGCUGCUCCCACUGGGCAUGCAGUUUAUACAAUCCUGAAUCCCACUGCUGCCUGACACUGCCAGGUUUUAUGUAAUACAGCACCACAGCUGUUCGAGUUUGUAUCAGGCUAUUGAAACUCGCGCAUAAAAACAUUGAUUCCUGAAAUAAUGGAACUGUAUUUAUGUGAAUCCAAUUAAGGCUCAUCUCUCAAGAAAGCAAUAAAAGCUAUUUAUGAUUGAAGGAAAAUAGAUUAACUUGUUGUGGCUCAGAAAUGCAUUGAAUGUAGUAAUUUCUACAAAUAUCUCAUUUAAAGGACAAACAUUGCCCUGCUGUUAUCUUUUGGUCGACUCGGGCUGUGAAUCUUGAUGAUUUUCUGUCUCCAAGGUUUCAUAGUGCACUGUUGUGUACUGGCCCUUUAAGCCUGGCCAUGCCUGACUUGAACAUAUGGGAAGCUAAUCUUAGCCCAAGUCCUGAGAGAGACAACGCUGGCAAGCAGCCAUCGUGCAGUGCUAAGAGAGGUUUUUCUUUCUUUCUUUCUCUUUAUCUGAUUUCUCUGAAUUUUAAGAAUUCACUGCCAAAUGUUGUCUCACAUAAACACUGAGGCUGUAAUGUGUUUCAGACGAAGCUGCUUGUCCUGUGCUUGAAAUAACCGCUUUCUGAUUACAUCAGUGUUCAAUCGAAUUUGAUGGCUCAGCUCUUUUUUAUGACUUGGCUGACAUUCGUCUGGCUGGUCAAACUACACAUUAUUCUUUUUAAUAUUUUUUCAACCAUUUUUAACUUGCUUGUUUUCCAUUAGUUCCUCUUUAUUGUUGGCUCAUACCUCGUACUAGUCAUAGCCUCUAUAUUGAUUACAGUCCUGUCUUUCUUUUAAUGUCCCAGACCUCAUGCACAAAGAGCUGCCUCUUAAAAACAGCCCCCCCCUUCCUCCUCAUUAUUUCUUUUGCGACUCCACCCUGCCCGACAGCCCCCCACCCAUCACCACCUUUCUUUUUUUCUCUUUCUCUCUCCUCCCUCCAAAACCUCUCCUCCCUUUCUCUUUGUGAGGAGUGGUAAGGAGUGGUUGUGGGGGGUAGGCCUUCCCCAGCUGGGUAAUUCGUGCCGACUUGCACGUGCCGAAAGUCAGGAGGUAUGACUCAGGCUGGUUACUCUAUACUCGUUAGUGCCGUCACAUCUACUACAAACACACCCUGAACAUAACACCAUGCUGCCUGGAAGCAUGUUGAGAUGGGGGCUGGGGGCAGAUGGCAGUGAAAACAAAGACAAAGAGAGGAAACCAGCCAAAAAACAGACAAAUGAAAGAGUAAAUAACAAGGUGACACUUUAAAUAUGACAUGUUAACAGUCUGUUUAUCGCAUAUAUAAUCUACAUAUAAUAUAUGCAUACAAACGACUCUGCAAGCUUUAGCAGCUUUACUUUUUAUACCCUGAUCAAAAAAGGGCACAAUAAGUCAGUUUAUUUUUAUUUUUUUAGUUAUAAUAAACAAAAUCUUAUUUAAAAGCUUUUUUCUGCCAUAUUUGGUGUAUGAAAAGACAACUCUUGGUAAAAGUUAUAAUAAACUAAUCAUAAAAACAGAUCUAAUAGAGACAUAACCUUUUUUUGUUUAACCAGGCUGAAGCACUUUGUGCUGCCUCCACUCUGCUCAGUGCAGCUCUGCAGCCUCUCGUCCUGCCCACCAAUAAACCCAGUGACCCCAGAGAACAAUCCAAUACUGUAUGCAUACUAGCAUGCAUGUGUGUGGGGGAAAAAAAAAAACUUACAAGCGUGCCUCUGCAUUUGUUGCCGGUGUGUGCAUGUGAAAAGAAACAGGCGUGUGUGUUGGUGGCGCGUGUGCAAGGAGGGGUCGGGUGGACGGGGAGAGUAAGAGACGUUUAAGAUAAAGGGACAAGGAGAGAAAAAAAGAGGGAGAGGGGGAAGGAGAGAGUCAGAGUAUGUCAGAUCAGAUGACCUUGAUGCUAUUAGACUGCAGGGCUAUAUGGGUUGGGGGUGUAGUGGAGGUAGAUGGGAGCAGUGGUGGAGGGAGGAGGAGUCAACUGACAGAGAGAGAUGGGGGGAGGGGCAAGGACCCUUGCGUCAUGACCCUGAAGCUCAUUGGUGCGUUUUAACCCUAACUGGCUCUGGUUCUCCUGCUGAUGAGAGGCGGUAAAGGUGCAGCAAUACAAUCCUAAAACCAGAAAAGUUGUAAAAUAAUGAUAAAAACAAAAUCUGAUUGUCCAUUAAGAAAAGACUGAGACAGACAUCCUCAGUUCUAAAGAGAGGGCCACUUAGCUUUUUAUCAGGGGUUCAAAAAACAUGCAUGAUAUGAGGAUGCAUAAGUGCUCAUGCCAUGACUAGUUUACACAUCUGAGAAGGCAUCGUUACGGCUAAAUAUAGCAACAUAUCUUGCUGUCCAGACAAUGUCUUUUUCAGGAAAUGCGUAUUCCAGUAGAGUAGAGGAGUCCUGGUGCAAACUGGCCUACCUGCACACACGCCAAGACAUAAAAAAUAUCACAAAGCAGACCUUAAACUGUUGAGCAGCUGAAAUCUUUUUUCAAGCAGGAAUGGCAAAACAUUUGACUUUAAAAAAUCAGGAACUGCUCUCUGUUUAUUUUGUUUGUUGUUAAGAGAAAAGUUGAUGUAACACCAUUGUAAACAUGCCCCCGUCCAAACGGUUUGGAAACAUGCUGCUGGCAUCAUAUUUUAAAUGAGGAUAUAUUUUUCAUAAAACAAGAAAAUUUUCAGUUUUAUCAUUUGAUAAUGUUUUUUCUCCCCCCACAUUUUUCAAUCAUAUACAUGCUUCAAUGACUUUAAAAACCACCUGUUUCAGUUCCUGCAUCUCAAUCCUCUUGGCAUUGGGGUUGUUGUUGAAUCAUUUCUUUGAGAGACCUUUCCCCCUGUGGUGCCCUUGAAAAAGAACAAAUUGUUCUUUAUUGACAUCCCCGUACCUCGAACACACAAACCACCCACUAGUGAUGUGCUGGGAAAAAAAAUGUAAAAAGCUCAUUUCAGUGUGUGUGAGGGUUUUCAUGUCAGGACUUUGUUGAAAAGAAGAGAGAAAGAUGACUCAGGCUUAGUCAUGCAAGCUAACCCAACACACAACGCUCAGGACGGACUUUUGUUGUCAGUCAUCCCUCCUACAACCGAGACCUUUCCUCUGUGCUGCUGAGAAACAGAGAGCGAAAGACAGAAAAGUGAGAGGGAUGGAGAGAGAGAGAGAGAUAGUGAGAGAGCAAGGAGGGCGUGAAGCAACUCAUUUGAACGAUAAUUUGACUCGAUUAGAGAUAUAGCGAUCAAUGUGAGAUUAGGAGCCUCUGUUGCGCGUGCCUCACUCUCUCAAUGCCGGGUUACAGCAGGUUUACCGUAAGUGUGCAGCAUACUGAUUCAUGUUUCAUUUCUCCUCAUCACUGAAAGGUUAUUGUUGUUAUCAUUUCAAAUGUAUUGUGGUCUCAGGGUUAUGUGAAACGAGAGCCAAUGGAUUAAUUUAGUCACUGACUUACUUCCAGUUAUAAUUUAAUCUAUCACGUUGUUGUGCUAUCUAGUUGAAAAGUAACUCAUUGAGCUAAGGAGGUGAUCUCAGGACAGCGCUCUCAGGCAUACCAGAGAAUCAGCACAGUUGAGUUACCUCUUUGUGUUAUUUGAACUUAUAUAUCAUGGCAUUUUAUCACAUGGUUUUAUAGCCUUAUCUGUCUAGUUAAUGUAUACCUAGAAACAAAUGUUAUAGAUGUAAACACCUGUAACGUACAACAAUAUUUUACUUGAAAUGACUCUGUCUUUGUCCUCCCUGUUUUGAGUCAUCGGCAGACACGUGUGUUUAAAUCAAAGGCUCCAUCUUUUAUUUGUUUGUGCCUACAUACAGUCAGUUUUAGGUGUUAUACAACUUCUGCUUCUGAUUUGACGUCGUGGAGGUUCCCUUUUUUCAGGUUGUACUUUUGGUCACAUCAUACUUCUUGUUUCACACAGAUGUGUACGUGGUCUGUGGCAGGCUCUGUGUGCUAAUGUUUUUACUACCGUGAGUAAUUUUAUUCUGUACGAGCGCUGGUCACAUGUACGUCUUGGGUUUCUGUUAUAUUUUCUCAGGGCUUAUCUAUAAAUGAAAGUUUUACAGCCUUGUGAUAUAAUUCAUUUAUGAUUUGUUUGUCCUGGAUGUGAUUGUGUUGACAGCAUGCUUUUACGAGCUUUACUAUUUUAAAGCUAUUCUCAGCGACAUUAACUGAAGCAAGUGCAUCAUAGGAAUACCAUUUCAUUUAACCACAAGCUAACCAAUACAAUAGUCUGUUAAUAGCUGCUUUCCAGCAAAUAGUCACAGCUUCACGCUUCAUGCUGAUUUAGAGUUGUAUUGAUUGAGAUUGGUUUGUUUAUAGGUGUAGUAGUUAUCAGGCUACUUACACAUUGAAUAAACAUGAAAUUUAACAUUUUAAUUAACGCUAAAGUCUAAAUGGUUUGCUGUAUAACCCACUGAGCAAUAGGCAGCUAUUAGACAUCUAGUUUUUUAGACCUAAUUUCAACCGUCUAGAUUCUGUAUAUUUUUAGAUGGAAUUUAGAUGUUGCACUUUAACCCAUUAUUCGAUAACUAUUUAUUUCAAAAAGCAACUGUGAGAUGCAUAACUGAUCUCCAUGUACUUAACCAAUAUAAAUAUGAUAGCCGUUGAGCAAUAUACAGUUAGACCUCUGUUAGCCAGCUAGUCUAAAUUGGUCCAAAUCUAGAUGUCUGAAAACUUUUAUUUUUUGACCUGUGGUAGCCUGAUUUUAGACCAGUUGUCUCGGCUACAUUUAGACGUCUAUUAGACCCCUUUUAGACCAAAAAAUGCUCAGUGGGAAUGUUGUGAACCAAAAUUAUAUUUUUAUCCAUGUAAAGUCUUGACAUUAGCGUGUUUCUGGCACUUUAACAUAUACAGAAAAUACCAGCAGCACCAGUAUUAGGUCCUCUCCUCUGUAACUUUUCUAUGUUUAUUUUCUUCUCAGUCACUUGGUCCCAUAACUCUACCAAAGCCCAAACUAUAAUGCAGUUAGUGGUUGUUUUGUGUCUGUUUUCGUCGACUUGGUAGAUGCCGUAACUUGUUUACAUGGAUUAAUCUGAUGCGUUUGGUGUGUUGAUCUGGUUGUACCUUACGUCACAUUUGCCAUUCAGAAAUACCAACUGUUGUCAAGGGGUUUUGGCCAAUCAGAAUCGAGUAUUCAACACAGCUCACAGCAAAACCUAAAACAUGACAGAAUGAAUGGUCCAGAGUGUGAGAGGAUAGAAAAAAACCCGUUAUGUUCAGUGUCGCUUUGACUGUGCGUGGAGAACAUGUGAUUCAGGGGUUAAGUCAGGGCUUGAGCUUAAAUGCUGUGUCACCGCAGCCGGGGGAGGAAGCGAGGAGAAGUGAGUCGGGUAAAUGAAAGAGCAUGUUUUCAAGUGUCCGUCGGUGUGUGGUGUUGGCGAAAGCAGAGAGUGGGCACAUUGUGUCAUCCUACCGAGUGGUGAAGGCAAAGCAACCUGGUGGGAGACACUGAUGGUGAUGGUGAUGUUGAUGAUGACGACGCAGCUAUGUCACCGCCACAUGUUUCCUACCUCUCUUGCUCACUGCUUUCCCUCUUGCUCAUUGGCGCUCCGUGGUCACAUGACCUAAUGCUCUACUUCUCCUCUCCUUCCCUUAGACAGCUCAGGCUGCGCCGUGUUUCUCUUUGGGAUUGAAGCUCAUCUGUGUGUAUACGAAUAUGUGUGGCAACAGAGAGACGGACAGUGUUCAAUUUACAAGGCCGGAGAGCGGCUGCGUCAGACUGUGUUGGAGCGGUAAUGCAAUAAGCUAUGCUAGAAGAGGGGAAAGCUUAGGAAACAAAACAGAGAGAGAGAGGGAGGCAGAGGCAGUUUGACAAAGCCAGAGAAAAUGAGAGAUCAAGUGAGAGGAAGAGAAACAGGGAAAAGUCAAAGUAAGGGAGGCAGGGGAAGCCUAUUGAAGUUGAUCCAGCCAGAGCGCUGAGUAGCCGGCACACGCUCAGUAAUAUAAGAGAAAAAUACUACGCAAGAGCUGACAACGAUCUGCAUGGAGAAGACAGCCAUGUUUUCCUGCUCCUCCUCUUCCUCCUGUUUAAUUUGCUCCAAAACUCCAGCAAUGUUGGAGAGAAGAGAGGAGGCCAGUCAGCCAGCAAGUGGGCGAGUGGAAACAUCCGGAGAUCAUGAAGACAUUGAUGAUGAUGAUGAUGAUGAUGAUGAUAACAAUGACGCCAAGGAAGAACGAUGGUGAGGAGCGAAUAUCAAAACCGUUGAAGGUUGGCGGACAGGAGAGGAUCGUAGUCUUGUACCCGUCGAAGUGCUGUUGGUAGAUAACUUGUAAUGUCUGUCUACGAGCGACAUCGACCUCCCAAUCUUCCUUUCAUUCAGACUCUUUUUCUGCAUCUUCACUGCAGCUUUAGUGUCAGUCACAUGAAAAACAGUGACUCUCUCUCCUUCCUUUAGCUCUUGUCUUCCCUCUUUUCUGUCCAUUCCUCUGUCUUCCUCAUGCUGCCUGAUUUCCAUGUGUCAUCAGCUGUGCCAGGCUAUUUUUUUUACCUCUGCUAAUAACAUGUGGUCAAUGCUCUUCAAACUUCCUACCUCUUGUAGGUUAGUGAGUAGACAGAGAGCGUUGAUAAACCGCUGUCACCCUCAGCCUUCUUCCUUCAGUCAGAAACCUCCCAUCACUCCUGCAUCCUUCGCGUCCAAGAGUCAGGGCCAGCAAGAGACCAGCAAGCCAGCUGCCUCUUCACUUCCCAACCUUCUCUGUCCUGUGCAUGCAGCUCUGCAAGAGGAUCUACAAUCGAACACGGGUGUAACAUCGAGCCUUUUUUGUUUAUCGCAAGGAAUCGGCCACAGAUGUGAAUAUCUACGGAAAGGAAUAGAAAUCUAAUACUAUGAUGCGUGCCGUCUGCUUUGGGCCGGGGUUGAGCCGAAUCUAGAUAAGCAAACAUGUAACAUAAUCUCCAUAAAAGAAGACCGGAUCCAUUUGCAGAAGGCAAAAACGCAAUGCAACAUUGCCUCUUUUUGCUCCUUUCUCUUUUUCCGUGUGAUUUCGUCGUGAGAGGUUGCAUUUUUGCUUGCAAGCCGCUGGUUCGCCUCAGCACAAAGAAUCACUGUCAGUGCUAAAAUCGUCUACACUAGGCAUUAGUGGAUAAACAAAUACAACAAAGCGUUAUGUGUUAGAUAAUCUAAUGUAAUAAAGCAAGUCGUGUUGAAGGGCGUGGAGACAGAGAGAGAGGGUUUCUCAUUGGUAAGAGCUCUGCUGCGCUGUGCUGUUUCCUAGGCUGCCGCUACGAGCGACUAUCCCUCACAGCCCUCUCUGUUUCUGCUCACUGCACACUCCUCCAUUCCAUCGUACGUGCCCGCUGUGGCUCAGAUAAUGGCCUCUCGCUCUACACACACUGAGGAGAGAGAGGAGAUGGAGGGAGAGGCUGUGCAGGAGGGAGGGGAAUAAGGGAGAGAGAGAGAGAGAGAGAGAGAGAGAGGGAGAGGGAAGGGGGAAGGUGGGGGCUGCGAAGAGAAGCGGACUGCAUGUGUACCCGAGAGAAAGAAAGAGGAUAUUGAAAAAGGGAAGGGAGGAGCAGACAGAGAUAAUGAGAAAGGAAAAAGGAGAAAACAGAAAGCGUCGGCCAUAAGAAGAGAGAACAGAAUGAGAAACGUGCGUGCGGCGCUGGGGGAGGUGUGUAGUGUUUGUGUGGCGGGCUAUGUGUGCGUGUGUGAAUGCAUGUGUACUCCGGCGCUUGUUCCGUCUGUGUGCCGCACAGACUGAAAGAUAUAAAAAGGAAUACAACCCCGCAAAACCGGAUUGCUCGUGAGCUGCUGUGCCGGCAAGCAAGUCUCAUGCUCCUCGCCGUUUCCUUUUCUGCUCUGUGCUCUCUGACCGGCAUUCUCAUCUGGACAUUCAGGACCACGUAAGUAUGCGUCGCUGCCCCCUCAAGCUCUCAGCCGGCUUCAUAUUGUCAGGGAAUCUACUUCAUGUUCCUGCUUGGCACAGCGGCAAAGGAAGGGGAGGGAAGAAGGACAACGGGCAGGAUUUUGUGUGAUUGUGUGUCUAUGUGAGGGGGUUUAGGCUCAGCUGUCUGCUCACAAGUUCAUUUUUAACCUAGAACCCCUCACCUCCUCAGUGUCUUUAAACAUUGUGUCUCCUCCCUGUUUUUUUUUUUUUUUUUUUUUUUUUACAGUGUCAGUAUUAAACAGCCCUUGAUUCACCCUCCUGUUUAAAGGGCUCAGAGACUCAAGUGUCAAACAGGUCCUGCAACAAUCUGAUCUGGUUAGGUGUGUUGAUGCAUUCAUUGUGUGUCAAGGUUGUGCAAAAGUGUGUAUAGAGGUCUAGAAUAGGGUGACACAGAAGUAGGACAGGUAGGGUCUUGAAAAGAGCAUAGCCUCUGUCCUGGUGUAAAUAUUUGUCAAAGCACGUGGUCUGUGCAGCUGGCUGGGUAGGUGCAAAGCGCUGCAGGUGUGAGCGCAGAAUUUUAAUCCCAGACUCUUAUAAAAGUUCAUCAAGAUUUGCAACUUUUAUUUUCUCAAACAUCAUCCUGUAAAGUUUAAAUAAUGACGUCUUCAGAGACCUCUUAGUUUUGUUUGGUGUGAUACACAUUUUCUGCACAUGCGGCGCUGAGUGGGACUUUAAGUGUGCAGCUCAAGGUGCUUUAAAAAAAAAAAAAACGUGAUUUCUGUUUGAAGCUGAGUUUGCCUGUAAGAGGAGCAGGAAAAGAGAGUGUCAGGGUGACUGAUAGUGUGUGAUUGUGGGUUGUCUGAUUGUGCAGUGUUGCAGUUUCUGUUUCAACACACUGCAGUUCUCAUAACUGCCGUGCACAGCCAACCAACUCCCCCCACCCCCCCUUCCUCUUCCCUGUGAUGCCACUGAUAGUGCAGACAUGGGGCCUCUCACGUAUUGCAUGCCGGCUGUUCGCAGCCACCCCCCUGAUCCCCCUCCUCUCAAAACCUCACAUCACAUCUUAGCAAUACCGCCGCCAACCCCCCUGGGACCCCCAGCAGACUUACAGCGCAGAAGGUAGAUUCAAAAGACCCCGGCAUACUGGCUGUCCGGUAAUUAGCCACUUCAAAGGCUUAUUUCAAUGAUAUUUAAAUGAUGGGGAAGCAGGUUUAGGGAUCACUUUAACUGUCAUACACUGAGGAAACUACAAACAGAGACCUCAUUUUUAUAAACUCUUAAUUAAUAAUCAAGAUUUAACAUGCAGAGAUGACAGAUGAGGUGCUUGAAGUUGAAAGUAAAGGAUCUUACUUGUAUUAGUUUGUUAUAAAAGUGUAAAACUGUUGCACUGUGUGAAGUAUCCAGUGGCUGCUUGUUUGGGGUUUCCUCUCAGUUAAGAUUUUGACAGUUGAAAUGUGCACUACCCUCUAUUCACAAGGCUGACUCAAAAAUCAUGUUACCAUUGCUAGUCUGCUUUUGUUUUUUUCCUCAAAGUAACUUCCAGGUCUGUGAGAAAACUCUUCAGUCACAACAACUCUGUCAAUGAUUUCUCAGCUUGCCCUUGAAUCAUUAUUGUUUGCUCUUUUUCUCCAGACUCAUUUGAUUAUAAAACACAAGGCUCUGUGCCUGGUUUUUAAACUCUAAGGAACAAAUAAGUAGGACUGGAGUCAUUUUCAGAUCUAGAGUUGGCUUGAGUUGAAAAUGCAGCAGAUCUACCUUAUUAUUUUCAACAUUUUUUCUUUAUAGUGCAACUAAUACCCCUCCUUCCCACGAGAGAAUUAAAGCUAACACAAGCCUUUAAAUGUCAUUUGACACAAGUGGAACAAGGUGAUGUGUUUGCAGUUUUCAGUGAAACCACUAAUGUCGAAAUUGUCCCAAUUUCAACACAGAGGGAGGAAGUGAGAUAUGUGGCCGCUCUGAUCAGCUUCUGAUCAGUGUUACCAAAUGUUAGGGGAGUUCUUUCAGCCCACUCAGGCGGCUUUAUAGAAAACAACAACUGUCCUCUGAAAAUACAGACGCAAAUAACCUGUUACUUUUCCAGUAAACGGGCAGAGUCAGUGAUAGAGAGGCUGAUAUGCUUUGACAUAGACUCAUCAGGAAGAAAUAUAGACAAGAAUCAUCCCAAAAAUAUGAACAAGUUGCUGUGUCAGGCCAAAUACUAAAAUUCACAUGAGGUGAUCUUUCAUUCAUCGGUCUCUGGUAGCAUCAUACUAAUUUAGUUAGUUCUGGAAAGUUGGGAAGUCACAUGUUGUAUUUGUCCUCCAACCAGUAUCAACUUGUCUAAACUAGACAGUGCAUCUUCAAAAGUUAGCUCUGGACUUGUAACAGACAGAGCAGAUGUAGACUUGACAUGUUAUUGUGCAGGACCUUGCUCCAACUAAACAGAGUCCCACCUUUAUUUGCAUUUAGCGUUGAUAAAAUUUGAAUCUUUCUUAAAAUAUUUGCUCUUGUAAUUAAAUAUUAUAUGUGUCAGGAUCCUUUAGGGGAAUCAUGAAGAUAGUUUGAAAUAUCACAUGAGUGCACACAGCCACUAGAGAAAAAGAGAAACUAUUAAACUCUCUUUAAGUUUGUUCUGCAGAAACAUAUGUAAUCAUCAAACACCAGCAAAUAUUCACGUAGGCUCUUCCUAAACAAGUUCUUCUAGCUCUACCAGCACUUCCAUCUGCUUAUUUUUUUCACUGUGCUUUUACCAACCAUGGCAGUGUGAUCUUAAACUCUGUCUAUAACAGAUUUGUGUUAUUUUUGGUGGUCACAUAUUCAGUGUUAUAGGCUUGCCUUUUAAGGUAUGUUUCAGCUGGAUUUAUUUUUUUUUCUUCCUGGGUUUGAGAUAAUCUCUUCAGCCAAUGAGAGCUGCACAGCUGACUUUCAGAUGAGUUUUUUAAGAGCAUGCUUUAGUUUUGUGGAGUAAUUUCAUGUUUGUGUGUUGUUCUCUUUGCCUCUCAGUUUCCCCUUUAUGUGUCACUCCUGCUACACAAAGACAUGUUAUAUUUCCAGGAGCUUGCUUUGCAUAGUCAAACUGACUUGGAGCAGUGUGUUCAUUUAUAAUCAGUUAGACUGUGGCGUAUGACCUGUGACACGCCUUAAAACACCUGUUUUGAAAUCUCUCCACAUGAAAAACUUCACUUAGUUGUCUCUUACUCUGCUGACCUGACCCUGCAGACAUGUGUACUGUUUAAGUGUUAGAGAUAGAUAAAUAGUUUGGUGUUAUAAAUAUGAUUCAGUUAAAUAAUUCUGGCUCUCUGUACUGAGUUUGAUCAUGUUUUGCCUAUCAGUCCUGCACUUAUUUUAUUGUAACAACCCCACUCAUCACUCUCCCCGUUUGUCUUUCAGACUGUUCGUGAAGUCACUUCAGUGGAUGGCCCCAGAAGUGGAGGCCAGAUGGAAAUUGGGUCACAUGACCGCCUCCAGGAAGGCGCGCUGAGCCUGGAACUGGCCAAUGGGGUGAAUCCCUAUCCGAACAAUGAAGAGACCUCUAUGGAAACAGAGCAACAGAGGGCUGGAAGUGUGCCCCCAAGACAGUGGGUGUCAGGACAUGGCAAGGUCAGUGACACCCAACAACCAUGUUGGAACGGCAGCGGCAGUACAACCACUGGUGAGCCUGUCCAUCACGCAAACAUGGAGGAUGCCCACAACCUGGUGGCUUUUUCUGCUAUCGCUGGCUCCCUGCCUCCUUCUUCCUCCUCUUCCUGCCUUGUGCAGCCCAAGACAGCCCAGCUUUAUGAGAAGUUCACCCAAGAGAUGGGAACUGAGGGGGGUCAGGCCAGAGUCCCAUCGGGGACUCCUAGGGGUAGCUGCCAACCUCCAGAAGACCUGAACACCCUACAAACAGCAUUGAGCCAAGCCAAACAUGGACAUAAGCCCCCUAACUGCAACUGUGACGGGCCUGACUGUCCAGACUAUCUCGAGUGGCUGGAGAAGAAGAUCAAGUUGGCGACCAGUGACGAACAAGGUGCUUGUAAGAUGGUUGACGCCCCACCGCAAAUGCAGCCUCAUCCACCAAAACCCAAUUUGCAACAUCGACCCCAACCCUACCCUCAAAUGAAUGGCGGCCAUCAUUUUUCUGCUUCAUUCCCCCAGCAGCAACAGGGAAUUCAAGGCCCUCACACAAACCAAGUGCCCUGCUCCAAACCUCCAAUUCCCUGCUCCCCCCAGGUGCUUUCUAUAGCCAAGGAAAAGAACGUAAGCCUGCAGACAGCCAUCGCCAUAGAAGCCCUGACUCAGCUAUCUGCUACCGGUCAACAAGGUGCAAGCUCUCCAAAUCAAAUACUGUUCAACAGCAACCCCCAUCACCACCAACACACCCAGAGCCUCCAAUCUCAGCCUCCCAAUGGCAAUAGCUUGAUGUCAUCCUACCCCAGCCCUCACUCAUCUUCCCGCUCUCAAUCCGUCCCUCCAGGACCACACACCAGCCAGCAGGCCCCCGUGUCCUGUGAGCACCACAGGCCCCAGUCCCAGGGCCAGCCACCCCAUGUUAGCCCUCUCCCAUCUUCUACCUCUCCCUUCCCAGGUCAGGGAAAACAUCCAGGCUUCCACUCUAAUCCACAGCAGUGGCAGCAGAGCUCAGGCAGAGGGUCUGAUCAGAAAAACCAAUGGAUGUGUAUGAAUUCUGAGCUCCAAUCUCACGCCGCAGCUGCACCUCAAAGCAACACUGACCCCAUGUCCGAGCUCAAACAGCUGCUCGGUAACAGCAGUGGCAAGUUCAACAGUGCUCCUUUCAAGCUGCCAGUCACACAGUCACACGCAUUGGCCAGGAUAAAGCAAGAGCCAGACUCUGGUGACCACUAUCACCACACUGCCUCCAUGGGACAUUACGGCAUGGCUAACUGUCAGCAGCAGAGUCAGCACUAUUCUGGCACUCCUCUGUCUCCUGGUCAAGCAGCCAUAAGCCACUCCACUCAGGCAGCUCUGCAACAGCACCUUCACUACAAGAGAAACCUCUUCUCUAACCACUCCUCUGGCGUUGGCUCACCAGGCCCCCGUGCACCUAUGGUAUGCCAAAACUUGAAAAAAUGGUGGCCACAGAUGGAGGCAGAAGGGUUGCCACAUCUUGCCAUCAAACAGGAACCUAAGGAACCCAAAAAGAAAAAAAGCAGCCAGGGAUCUCCUGUUAUAAAAGCUAUGAGUGGGAUGCUCCCAGGCCCUCCCCUGCCCAAACCCAAACAGAUAAUCAUCAAGAAGACCAAGCAGAAAGCUUCAAUGCCAACCUUCCUGCCUCAGACUCAGAUUUCAAUACAAAAACCAUCAGUCCUCAUAAUGGACAGAGCCCCGGCCCUGACCAGCCUGCAACCAGGUUGUUUCCCUUCUCUGCCCCUCCACAGUGACUCCACUCAGGCUGCUGCUGCAGGCCUCCCUGCCCCAGCCCAAUCUCAGGUAUCUAUUUCCAACUCCUCAAUGACUUCCUCUUCCAUUGUCACCACUUUGUCAGCAAACACUCCAGCCCUCAUGGGUCAUCUGCCCCCACCUGGGGCCCCCGUCGCCCAUGAAAAGUCAGAUGAAACAGGCAGCCUGGCCACCAGUAACACCAGCACCACCACACCUCAGACCUCCACAUCUGCAUCUAGCGCACCACAACUACCGGGUCUCAUCAACAUCGAUCCCAAGUAUGAAGAACUGAUUCGCCAGUUUGAGGCUGAAUUUGGAGACUCAGCCCCAGACCCACCUGCCAGUCAGCCCAUGGAGGAGACGGCCACAGCCCCUCAGCUGGAGCAUCAGUCCCAGACGAAUCCUCAAAACUUUAGCCCUAAACCAACACCCAAACCCCAGUUGGCUCCCUCGUUCCUCACCGCUCAAACCAAUUCAACACCUCAACCAAAUGACCAUGAGAUGGAAAUUAACAAGGAUGAGACAGGGACUCCGACUGAGGAAACCUUGAACCAGGCAUCUACUAAAAACCUAAUAGAGAAGCAACACGAGGGUGCCCAUCAUGUCUCUCUGAAUCAGGACACCACUCUGGAGAAGCAGCAGCAGCCCAGUUUGCUGGAGGAUAUGUUCAGCAUACCAGGUUCUCCGCUUCCUAAACGCAUGAAGAUUGAAACCUCGGGGGAUAUAGCAGUACUUUCCACCACAUGUUACUCUGAGGAGGACACUCCCACGAAGGACAGUCUACCUUCUUCCCCGUCUCUCAGAGGCUUCCUGGAGUCUCCUCUUCGAUAUCUCGACAGCCCCACGAAGACGCUGCUGGACACACCAUCCAAGGAUCUACAAGCAGAGUUCCCCACUUGCACCUGUGUUGGUAAGCCUGCGUCAUCCGCCUUAAGGAUUAAGGCGUUUUGCUCUUUGUACAUCUAUAUUUCACACUAACACCUGGCAUUAAUGCUUCUUUCUACUUAAGUUUUUAACUGGUGGUUAGAUCGCUUUAAGAUGAAUGGCAAAGGUACCACAUCUCAGCCAGGGUGUGAUUAAACUAAUUGUAAAGGCUUGAGGCAAUCCCAUACACUACACUUCCUCAACUCCACCAUUUAUUAGAAAAGAGACCAAACUUGAAGAAGCUCCAAGAAGCUGGGCAAGAGCAGCAUGCAGGAUUCUCUCUCAGGCUGUAAUUUCUCAUCCUGCUCACCUACUGCAUGAGAAAGUUGGUUGCUGCACCAAAAGUCUUAUUUUCAAUCACCAGCAUUUCCUCAACUGAAUGAUAUUUCAAAUCUUUGUAGUUUAGACAGUCUGAGGCAAUAAUCAACCUGCAUAUUAACAUCUUCUCAAACAGCCAAAAGCUUGGUGAUAUGAGUAAAUAAUGAGUAAAAUAAUCAUUUAUUUUGAUUUUCUGUCUUCCAAACUGCUGCUCUGAAAUGCACAUACAUCAAAAAUUUGUCAGCUGAAUUUUAGGCAAAAGGGAAAAUCAGCUUCAUAAAAGUCAAUGUGGGUGAGGCGGUUUUGACAUCUACUGAUAGAAAAGGGGCUAAGGAAAACAAAACACUGACAAAACAAACACAAUCAAUGAAUUAUUCACCAGUUUCAAAGAGCUACACCUCUCUGUAAUCAGAGAGGAAGGAGACUUUGGAAUCACUCCUGAUUUGUUUGUGAAAAACCCUCCAAAUACUCAUAAGAACUGGCUUUAUUCAGCUGCCAUCAAUCAGUAAAUCUCAGCUCUUGAGUGUCUUACAAAUGAUGACAAGUUCAAGGAAUGCAUUUGUUUAGCGAGUUCAUGCACAUUACCGGUUUGGGUACUCUUCUACUCCUGUUAUUUAUUUACAACAUAGUUGGUGGUCCCACAUUAGAAGUCUGUGGGCGUUUAUCGUACUCUACUUCUGAGAAACAAUUAAGAAUAUUACAGCUAGUGAAUUACAGCAACAGUGCAGCUGAAUUAUUUAUCUUUUUUAAGUCAAAAAACUCAGUUUGCAUCUGUGUAAAACAGUUUAUUAGUUUGCAGUAAUAAAGAAAUGAUGAAAAUAGUUUCCAGCAGUUCACCUCUGCUGUUAACUGUAGGGCAGUGAGGCUGUAAAGGGUUAAGGCUUUACAAAUGGACCCUUACUGUCCCUAAACAUUUGAUUGCACAGCAUGGGUGAGAGCAGCUGCAGUGAAACACUUGUUAUCUGUGAGCUGUUGCGAACAGGCAGUAACAACAGGCAGAAAACAAGGCCCCAUAGUUGGACUUGGUGACACACUGCCCUGUCAACUCCUCAUCCCACUGCUGCAAUAGACUACACACACAUUAACAGUCUACACCCUGAGUGUGACACACAUGUACACUAAACCAGUUUCCACACAAGAAUUCAGUAGGAGUCCUCCACUUCCUGCCUGAGCCACGCCCCGGUGCCUCCCUGCAUUAACAGGGAAUGUGACCUCGUAUUACCUCUGAACCAGAGAUACACACAGCACUGGGUGUGUAUAUAUGUGUGUGUGUGUGUCCACAUUUUAGAUUACUAGCUGAUAGUGGAGGGCAUUAACAUUUAGAGCAUUUAGCUAAUGUUGUUAUCGUGAGUGUUUGCCACCCUUUGAAGCCAAGGCGACACGGUUUGAUGUUCCGGAAAAUCCUGUUUCUGAAUGCAUAGAAAACUGUUACAUAUCCAGGCUAUAUGGAGUCCAUAGACUGUAAUAGACUCUCUAGUCAUGGGACUGAACAUCAGCCAUAGGCAUUUAUGACACAAAGAUCAAAUACACUUAAACACACACAGUCAUGUGCUCAGAGCUCACACAGACACACCCCAGAUUGCUCUCAACACCAACAUAAUCCUUGUCUGUCAUCACCACCACCUCUGAACGCUUCCUCCUUAAAAGUGUCUCUACACAAGCAACACACCCAACAAUCACAGUCUGUGUGUCAUGAGAGAAAGUGAAUUCACGAGUGUUUAUGUAGACGAGAGGUUUUAACGAGUAAUACAUUCUCACACCUCGUAAAUCAUGACUCUAACUUCAAAAAGGGUGUCAUCUAAAAAUACUCCAAAACAAACCCAUUUGAUUUCAAAUCUCUUCAAGAGCUGAGAUGUAACUAGAGGCGAAGGACAGCUGAGUUCUUUGUUGGUAAAGGAGAGGGAAUAACUUCUGAAAGGAUCAGCUAAAAUGAGUUGUACAGUUUGACAAGAACAAAUAGUUUUAGUUUAAAGCAGGGCUUCAUCCUGGAACUCCUGGGAAAAAUCAUCAGUAUGAUCUGUAAAGAAAAAUCAGUUCACACACAGCAAGACAUGGUGAUAACUGAUUUGGGAUUUCAUUUCAAAUCAUGUCUUAAAUUUCAUAAUUCUCCAAAUUAGGAGAUCUAUUAUGGGAGAGACACUCACUAACACCGGUACAUGAUAGUACUUAUGAUAACAGUCUCUGUAUUAGACUGAAAAUUGUGGGUUUUCUGAGUAAAAAGCACCACUAUUUAGAUUUCAGCGAUUACCUUGAAUGGUUUGUUUGUUCAAUGACUUCUAUUCACUGAAAUACUGAUAAUGACGAUCACAAGAGCUGGAAACAUUUUUACCGAUUAAAACCUGUUACAGGAUUUCUGUUUCCCUUUAAAAGUCCAAAGUUCACAGUGAACAUAACAGAAUGUAAAUACUCAGGAUGAUUUGGACCAAACAAAAAUCAAACAUGAGCUAGAUUUAAAAGUAUGUAAUAGUUCAUCAACUGUGCAGCUUCUAGGUGUCCUAAACUGGUUUACAAACUAUUUCAGCAUCGCGGUGAAUCAGGUUCAAAAUGAUAAGAUCAGCACUGUGUAUUUGCCGGGUGCAGUUGAGACGCUUGCUAAUAUUGAUAAGUUAAAUUUAGACCAAUGGUCAUUCAAUAGUAGUCAGGAAUCUCUCCAGAAUACCACUACCAUCAUGGCAGUGAAAUAGAUGUUCAACCAGGCUGGUGAAUGUGGUGAAUGUGACAUCUAUGUUUAUAUUCCAGGAAUCCCUUCUAGUCUCUAAUGUUCAAAUUCUAUGUUUUAAGGUAAGCCGAGGAUGAAGUUGUACUCACUUUUUUCACUGUUUUUGAUGGUGGUUCACACAGAAACAUACACAUGCACCAGCACUCAUGAAUGGAGAAGUGUCAGAGUGAAAGGGCUGCACAUGGGUGAGCACCCAGGAGGUGAUCCACUGAUUUGAAUCUGCCACCCUCUGGUUUACAAGCCAAAUCUUUACAGCUGUAGCCGCCGCUGCCUCCACUAUCAGUGCUUUGUUUCAGUCAAGCAACAGAACACCUGCUGGUAAAGGCAGUUGAAAUCUCUAUCACCUAUUGUCUCUACAUCUGAAAUUUGGAUUGAAUAGAAGAGUAGCACCUCACCGGGAAAAGAAAUGGUUAACUGUGGAGAACGUUACAGUGUGAAAUUUGUCAUGAUACAUGAUAAGGUAUGCUUGAGUCCUGUUUUCUCACACUUUGGUGUUAUUUUUCCUCUAGAGCAAAUCCUCGAGAAAGAUGAAGGGCCAUACUAUAAUCACCUGGGAUCUGGACCUACUGUAGCUUCCAUACGAGAGCUGAUGGAGACAAGGUGAGCCUUUCUCUCUCUCUCUCUCUCUCUCUCUCUCCUUUCCUUUUUUUUUUCUCUCCCUCCUACAUGCUCUUGGUUUUACUGCUUCUCCCUCCUCCUCCUCCUCCUCUCUGUAUCCAGCUUCCCUCCUCCUCCUCACAUCAUGUCCUCAGGGAAUCUAUGACCCAGAAUCCAGUAGGAGGAACAGGAAGUAUGAGCAUCAUCAGCAUAUCAGAGACAGAGCGAGGAGCAUAGGAGAAGCAGCAGAUGAAAGCUGAGAAUGGAAGGGUUUAAAGAGUUGACAGAGAGGAAAAUACAAAUGAAACGACAAAGAUACAUAAAAGAAGAGAGGUGAAAGGCAGGGAGGAUGAAAGUAAUACAACUUCAUCCUGGAACUUAGGGAUGGUGCAUUUUUCUGUGCUGAUAUCAAUUCGGUUUAUAUUAUGUAACAUUCCUCUGGUAUUAAUUACAGAGAGAAUUUGGCGCUGAAUGACUUUUAACCAUCGUGUGUGGAUCACAAAAAGCUAAAACCUCAAAUUUACUAAAUGAUCUUUCAUUAAAAUUGAGCUUUUGUAAGAGAAAUUGAUCAUAAAAGUGAUCGGUAAUGAAAUUCAUGCCACAUAUAUCAUACUAACAGGACUGAUAAUGUAGAUAAUGUCAUUCUUUUGCUACUUGCAAAAUGUGUGAGCAAUGUAAGAGCAAACUUGGUAUUAAAAAGACAAAUUAACAUUAACUCAGAGUUCACUCCGCUUAGCAUUAGAUUAAAAAGGCUUAUAUUGAUUGAAAUGUGAUUUAAUAUAGGGCUAAAUAAAAUAGACUCUCUUUAUUAACGUUCAUGGAAACAGAAUUCUUAUCAAGUCUAAACAUUUACAUUUUUCUGUUUGCAUUUUUAGCAGAUACAAAAAAUCACAGUAGCACCUGUAUAAGGUCCUUCUGUUGACAUGAUCCUCACUCAAUCUCAUUUGGUUGCUUUGCGUCAGUCUUCUUCACUUUGCUUGGUGUCUUGUUCGCUUAACUACAUGUGUGAUUAAACUUCCUUUGGUGUUUCUGACUGUCUCCAGUCAGCCCUUAACCGCAAAUUAAAGUUUUUACUCUCAAAAUAAAUCAGGGUAAUAGUUUAAAUUUCCUCUAUGUUGUCUACUGAUGUUAUCAGAAGUUAAAGUCUUUUCAAGAGUAUUAUUCAUGUGUGAAGAGAGUCAACUUUGCUAUUCAGAACUAACAACCGCUGUCAAGUGAAUUUGACCAAUCAUAAUUAAGUAUUUAAUACAGCAGGGUGUUAAGUAAGCAUGUAAUAAAGGACUAUAACAUCAACAAAUAUUACCACCUGAUAAAUGUAAUGUGCACAAUCUUUCAGGAAAGUAAUAAUAAUAAUAAUAAUAAUUUUAUUUAUAUAGCACCUUUAAAAACAGAAGUUUACAAAGUGCUUAGACAACAGUUGUAAGCACAGAGACGCAAGAGUAAACCCCCCAAUGUCCCCAGCUGACCUUUGACCCACCCCUGACCCGGGCAGGCCACCCCUGUGGUGAUAAGGCCUACUCCCUUCCCACUCUCUCUUCAUCCACCUCAGGGUGAUUCCCAUUGAGGCAGAGCUCCUUGUGUUCCCUGUCACGCAGAAUCUACUCAAAGCUGACCUCUUCACAAUGGCAGGUAUCAGGCAGGCAGGACAUGUGAUAUGAGCAGUGAGAAGACAUCUAUAAUAAAAUAAAAUGAUGGUAAUAUAAAUGAUAAAGUGGAAUUAAAUAUAUAUGAGAAAACCCCACCGAUCUCCAGCAGGGCUGCAGAAACAUACACAUGAACCAUCAGGACUACUAAGAAAUCUCCAAACACUCCAGUAUUUGCCAAAGCAGGUGUUCGCAGACACAUAGAGAAAAAACACCCAAAACAAACAGAAAUGUGUGCACCCAAAAUAAGCUGGUGUGUGCACAUGUGGACACAAACACCAGCUCCUAUUCCAGAGAAAAGGCCCUUCUGUUGGCAUCAUGGAGAGGCUAGUGGGUUCUUGUUUACUCUGCCAUACCUGUGUGAAUCUCAGCAGAGCCUUGUGAACACUCCUCACCAGCCAGUGCUGCUGAUGUGGGUCUGUCUCCGUCUUGGUUGCAACACAGUAAAAUACUAUCAACACAGACCACUGUUGGCAGAGAUGAACCUGAACUGUUUCCGAACUAAAUAGACAAAUGCAGUUGUUGCCUCGAUGAGUCAACACUUGUGAUGAAUUAUAUCAAAAAAGAAAAUCACUGACUAACAUCUGAGCAACUGGAUGGUUUCAAUCAGCCAUGUAUUGCUAAAAGUUUGUCCACUGAGGAACCAUUGGCACUAUUUGACCAUUUGGCUAUUUGAACAUGUUUAAUCUGGGCGGUCAGAUGUUUACGCUCAUUGAAACAGGAGGUUUUGCUUUUCCUGUGUUUACUUUCGUUGUGAGCCACAUAAGACAGACACAACAUAAAAACGCACGCUUACUUUGUUGGUCUUCUCUGAUGUUUUUGGGUUGUGAUUAUUAGUACUGAGUGUUCACCCAGCUGGCUGUCAGGUGCAGUCGCAGUGAUGUGACGUGUAGCUUUGAACAAAACACGCGAAUCCCAAAGGGAUGAUGAAAUGAGUUUGACUUGUCAGCUUUUUUUGGUGCGUGUUCUUUGAGGUCGUCUUGUUGGCUCUGUCACACAGAAACGUUUGUUUUUCUUACAUUUUUGCUCGAUGAUGUAGAGUCCUAAAGUCAGGCACUUGUGCUGUUUAAUUUUAGGAGGAGCUGCUCAAGUAUUUUUACAUAAGAAAAACUAAAAAAAACUGUCCUUCCUCUUCAGGUAUGGAGAGAAAGGGGAUGCCAUUCGGAUUGAGAAGGUGGUGUACACAGGCAAAGAGGGGAAGAGCUCACGAGGAUGUCCUAUUGCCAAAUGGGUAAGUGGUGUCACUUUUUACAUCAUAUUUGUCAUGUGGGUGAAGUUUUCAAAGAGCCUAGAGAUGUCAGUCAAUCUCAGUCCAUCUUCAUUUAAAAUCUGCCAAGACUCUUAACAAAAGAAGCUGGUCUUCUCUUGACUGUACUUUGUUUGGAAAGACGGGAUAAGAUUGAGCCCCAUUUAGUAACAUCAGAUCCACUCCUAUCUAAUCUCCAACCACAUGAGUGAAACACUUGGCAGCGUUUGUAAAGUUACAGUGGAGAGGAAGAAGAAGUUUCUUUAACAGGAAGAAACCUUGAGCAGAACCAGACACAUGUUAGACAGUCAUCUGCUGAGACUGCAGUGAGAGAGGUGAGAUUGUUGAACACAGUUGAAGCAGAUACAUUUGUUUUAAUGUGAGUGACUGCAACGGGACAAAGGGCAGUUUUAUUUUUAUUUUUUAAAAUCUUGACUCUGCCUGUCAAAUAGUUAUUAAGUUAGCGAACUGAUGAUUGUGUUACACCUUAAAGAGGAGAAACAGAAAAAGGUGUCCCUUUCCGACAGCCCGUCAGUGAAAGAUUUAUGCAGUGUUCGUGUGUGUCUGUUCGUGUGAGUCUAAUCAGGGGUCCUGCCAAGUUAGUCACUCACAAUGAGCAGAUCAGCAGGAGGUCCAAAACUUUAACAACUGCCCCGUCACCCCUCCCUGUGUCACCCCUGACAGACCCUGCUAAUGACUUUAUGGGUCCGAAAUGGCCAUUCUACUCGGAGAGUGCGAGUGUGGGUGAUAGUGUGUGUGUGUGUGUGUGUGUUUGUGUGUGUGUUGGGACAGAGAAGUGCUGAGAUAAUAGAAGUGAAAGAGAUCAGGCUUCCAUAAAUCAACUUUCUGUUAUCAGUUCUUGGUGAAAAAGCUCAGGACGGAUCAGAUAUCAAGUCAUGAGAUGCUUUUUUCGACUUGGAUCAUUUCAUAGUUCAGAGUGGGCUUAUCCUCUGCAAUCAGCUGUUCCUUAUAGGGUGUUGUUUAGUAUUUGAGAAGCAUUCAUUAUAAGGGUGACUGUUGGGUGAACAGAAAAAGCAUUAGAUCUGAACUAUUUGUGAUUUUUUUGUUGUUGUAGUUUUUUACUCACAGCUAUCAAAUCACAUUUAUCUACACUGUUUCUCCUAAGCUAAGAUAAUCUAACUCCUGGUUUCCUUUCAGGUGAUCCGUCGUGGUAGUGAGGCAGAAAAGCUGCUGUGCCUAGUGCGCCAUCGUGCGGGGCACCACUGUGCAAACGCUGUCAUCAUCAUCCUCAUUAUGGCCUGGGAGGGAGUCCCGAGGUUCCUGGCUGACAGGCUGUACCGUGAGCUGAGUGACACCCUCACCAAACACGGCAACCCCACCAGCCGGCGCUGUGGCCUCAAUGACGAGUGAGUAUCUGAGCGAAAACCCUGUGACUUUUGUUUUCUAGAAUUGAAGUCUGAGAUGCUCAUUUCGUAGGUUGUGUUUUCAGUGACCUCACAGUCCUCCUGGAGUCCAAUGGAGAGCCUUUUUCAGCUGUUAUUUCUCGGGUACUUCUGACUGAUAUAAAAGUAUACUACAAAUGUGGCUGGUUUAUUAUACAAAACUUAAUCAGGUCAAUCUCUUGUCCUAAUUUUGUUCCCAUGUAAGUAUCUAUUAAGUAGAAAAGAACUCCCGAGACAUUUGUUCAAAUUGAAGCCAAACACAGUGUUUGAUUAGAGAAAAAUAUAAGUCGCACCCUCUUUUCAGUAGCUUCAGUGUAGCCACCAUUCUUCUUUCAAUAUAAUGUAUGCAUACUGUAUGUUUGAGGGUUUAACAUGAUUCGCUCGGCUCUUAAUCUUCAUUUCCUUGUCAGCUUUUUCUCUCUGUUGAAUCAGGAUAUCCUUCACAGCAAUGGUCAUACAGUAUACAUGUGAUAUCGGGCAUGUGCAGGUUACACACCACUGAUCCAUUCAGCUCAGAGUCUGCCCUUUCUCUCGCCCCGCAGUCGCACCUGUGCAUGCCAAGGAAAAAACCCUGAAUAUUGUGGUGCUUCCUUCUCCUUCGGCUGCUCCUGGAGCAUGUACUUUAAUGGCUGCAAGUACGCUCGUAGUAAAACUCCGCGCAAGUUCAGGCUACAAGGAGAUCACCCCGAAGAGGUACUAGCUUUGUCAGAGACACCAGUUUUUCAGCAUUGAAGAGGAUUAUGUUCAUGUGAAUAAUUCUGCAUAUUUCUUUAAGCUCUGUUCUCUCUAUAGAUCUGUGUUAAGUCAUAACUUUUCAAUGAUAUUUUUGCUUUUUAGGAGGAAAAACUCAGGGAUAACUUACAGAAUCUGGCAACUGAGGUGGCUCCUUUGUACAAGCGACUGGCUCCACAGGCUUAUAGUAACCAGGUUAGUUGUGCACAGAGUGCGUGCCUCAAUUUUGGUGAUUGUAUGUCUUUCUCAAGAGAAGUGCGGGCAAAUAAACUCACCUCUGUUCUCUUCAUCAGUGUCAGUCAGAGUCAAAAGCCCCAGACUGCAGGCUUGGCUUGAAGGAAGGCCGACCUUUCUCUGGAGUCACGGCCUGCAUGGAUUUUUGUGCCCAUGCCCAUAAAGAUCAACACAAUCUCUACAACGGUUGCACAGUGGUGAGAUAUCCCCAUCAUGCUGUUUAAUUUAUGUUUUUGUGAAAGCAACUGAUAUUUUUGUUGUUGUUUUUUGAUUAAUAAGUCCACGUAAACAACAGUAAAAGUGUUUUCUUUCCUGUGAAAGAGAGAGGUGACCAUCCUGGUCUAAUUUUUCCAGCCCUCAGUCAGGAGUGACGGGUGUUUUCAUGAACAGCACUUUUUGAACUUGUCAUUUUCUAUUGCAAUUCAAACAUUAUGCUAAUGAAGAAGCGGCGCUGUUUAGUAAUCAGUGCAGCGCAGAUGUAAAGAUGCUGAGAGACGUGAAAAGUUUUCAGCAGAGCAUGAGCUGACUUACCGCUGGUGUAGAUAUCCAUGUCAAUGAUUGUGGCUACGAAUGAAAGAUGAAAUACAUAAAUCUGCUCCUCUGAUCAUAUUCAUGGUAUUACAAUCCUAAUCCCGCGGUUUGUGCACAGAGAACCACUCUUGUCUUGUGUUGUCAUAAAAAAAGUCCACAACUCACCUCCCUCUGCCUUUCUCCAUUUAUUAGGUGUGCACUUUAACAAAGGAGGACAACCGCAAAGUGAAGGAGAUCCCUGAGGAUGAGCAGCUCCACGUAUUGCCCCUGUACAAGGUAUCCUUGACUGAUGAGUUUGGCAGCGAAGAGGCCCAGCGCCUGAAGAUGCAGACAGGAGCCAUCCAGGUGCUUCAAGCUUUCCGCCGUGAGGUACGCAAAUUGCCUGAACCCGCCAAGUCUUGCAGACAGCGCCGACUAGAGGCCAAGAAGGCAACAAUGGAGAAGAAGAAAAUCAAACUCAUGCAGCAGACAGGGGAGACGCCGGAGAAAAAUGGGGUCAAGGCUGAAGCCUGCAUCAUUGGUUCCCCUCAACCCCAAGGCAAUAAAGGUAACUGUUGUUUUUGUCUCUCUGUGUAUUUUACUUUAUCAACAGAUGUGUGGGCUGUAAAGCAUGUGACUCUAAAAUAACUAGGGGCUUCACCUGUGGCCUUUUCUGCUGAUCUGAAAUGCAUUUUAAACAGUUACAACCCAAAGUCAGAGUGUUUGACCUUGAGACAUACUGAAUAUGAGGAUGCAUUUGAAGUUCAUUUGGUGUAAUAAUAUUUUCUUUGUUUCAAUUAUUCAGCAAUUAUAAAACAAGAAGUGAAGCCUAACAUCAAGAAGGAGCCCUUUAAUGGAUCAAUAGAUGGAUACCCCGUGCAGGCAGCAGACCCUUUCAACAACAUCUAUCCACACCCUGCCUACUAUGCAAGGGGAGGCCUUCCCCAGACUGGCCAGCCCUCUGCACCAGACCCAGUCAACGGUUACCAUCACAAUCUGCACUAUGGCUACUACAACUAUCCCCCCAAUGCACUUUUCCCCCCAAAGCUGAGGACCUACGAGGGUCGAAAUAGCUCUGUCCUCAAAGCAGGCAGCAAGGCUGACCCCGGAGAAAUGAAACCUGAUCUUCAGAGCCUUCAGGCCAGGUUGGCCCAGUCCUACCCCAAUCACCCAGAGCAAGCCAACCAGCUUAACCACAGCGCUUAUCCCCUGCCUGCAGACUACAACCAAUCCCGUCCUUCCUCGGUCUCCUCUGAAACCUCCAACAGGGGCACUCCGGUCAUCAAACAGGAGCCUAUGGAUGUUCCAGUUUAUGACGGCAAAAUGCCAAACCAAGCUGGUGCUAACACACCUAGCACUACCCCCCAGCCUGCAGCCUGGCCAGGGAACAAGCUUAAUGGCAGCAUCGUUCCAACCCACUGGGAAGGCCAUUUGAACCCCAAACCAAGUCCUGAAGCGUCAUUGUUGAACCCAAACAAGCAGCAGUUUCACCAGCAUCCUCAGCAGAGGCAGCCCUUGUCUUACCCCCAGCAGUGGACAUCAUACCCUGGCUCCAAUGCCCUGAUGGCCUCCCCUGCCCCAUCACCAUCACUACAAGUAUCUCCCUCUCCAUCUCCGUCCCCUCACCUAGGCACAGCGCUCCCAGGUAACAUGCACCAAGGGUCCCCACGCCCUGCCACCCCACGCCCAAGCACCCCUCACCCAGGUACACCACAGCCGGGUUGCUCUUACUCAGGCUCAGUCACGCCGCAGCCAAGCACCCCCGGCCCAGGCACCCCAGGCCCAGGCACUCCAAGGCACUGGCCCAGUCCUGCUCCAAGUCCUCAGCCGAAUGCUUGGGCCAUGGGGCCUGUGCCAUAUAGUCCUGGUUUGAAGCACAGCCAUCCCGCAGGAGCCUACCCAGACAAGAUCUGGUCCAAGACAGGGGAAAGUCGUUGUUCUACUCCUCUUGGGCUCCAGGAAAAGGCAUGGAAGUCGUGUGGGGGCUCGGUGGCAGGCAGUACACCUUCCCCUGCCCCUGAGGGUCGCCUUUUCCCUGACGCCCUGCAGCAGUCAGAUCAGGCCUGCUGGAACCCUGGCCAAGCUGAGGGGAACGUUGAGAGCACUAAGGCAGAGGUAGAUGACGAUGAGGUUUGGUCUGACAGCGAGCACAACUUCUUGGAUCCCAACAUUGGUGGUGUAGCAGUAGCACCAGCACACGGUUCCAUCUUGAUUGAAUGUGCCCGUCGGGAACUACAUGCUACCACUCCACUCAAAAAGCCCGAUCGCUCUCAUCCCACCCGCAUCUCCCUGGUCUUCUACCAGCACAAGAACCUUAACCAGCCCCUGCACGGCCUGGCUCUGUGGGAGGCCAAAAUGAAGCUGUUGGCAGAGCGAGCGCUGCAGAGGCAACAGGAAGCCGCUCUCCUCGGCCUCUCCCAAGAAGACAUCAAGGCUCUUGGGAAGAAACGCAAAUGGGGGGCUACAGCGGCAGGUGCCAGUCCAGGACCUGGACAAUCUAAAGACAAGAGGGAGGGGCCAAUGACACGAUUAGCCCCCACUUUCCACACCACCUCUAUAGUUAAUGUGUCUCCCUAUGCCUUCACCCGCCUCACUGGGCCCUACAGCCACUUCGUCUGAGGUCAGACAGACACAAACAGACUGAAAGCUACAGGGUGGUGUAGUGGAGGGCUGGAGAGAGCGAUGAGCAGGAUGAAUGUCUGUCAGCCAUCCCGCAGUCUGGCAUCUCUCCAUCCUGCCCCCUCCGCAGUCCACUCGGAGGAGGGGACAUUUUUAUUGUUUUUACCUCAUGUCAGGCAGUGGUUUGGGCUUCAAACACACUGCCUGUGGUGCUCUUCCUCUCUUUUGCCUGGAGAGGAACUCCAUUGCUUUUUCUUGUUUAUAGAAUUUUAAUGAUUCUAAUUAUUACUAUUAUUAUCAAUAUUAUUAUGAUUGCUAUUGUUACUGUCAAUGUUGUUAUUGCAGGUAUUAUUAUAAUGAAGACUUGUUUGUUUUUUUUUAUUAUUGCUGUUUUCAUUAAUGUUAUUAUUAAUGAUGUGAUUGUUUUUCGGUUAUAUAUUUUUUUUAAUCAAUCAGUCUGUGUCAGUCAGACUCAGACAUGUUCUGCUUUUUCCAUGUUUGGAAAAUGUCUACCCUUUUUUGGUUUGAUUUCGUUUGUUCUUGUCAAUCUUCCAGCUGUACUCAGAGGAGGAGCGAUCAUCAAUCAGGCAAAAAAGCACAUUUCUAUAAUCGUUUGUACACACAGAGGCUUGUCUUAGAUAUAUAUCGCUAUAUACUGACAGUAUAAAGAUGUGUACCUUGACUUUUAAAAGAUUAGACAUACUUAAAGGAGGAUUACAAUCAUUUUUCACCAGGGCAUUGACGAUCCUUUUUCCAGGAGAGUCAGGUCGCUGUCUAAAGUGUCGAUAAAAAUAGAAAUUGAUAGUUUGCAAAUCAUUCAAUCCCUAUAUUUAACUGAACACAGAUUGCAAACACUCUUUAUUUUUUUAGGAGUUUUUAAACUUUAACAUUAAAUCAAAUGUUGAAACUGAACUAUCAAUUGUUUUAUGAACGUGUGCGCUCUUUUUAACAGAGGGGACAACAAAACACUGGAAAAGUUUUGUACACUUGGAGAAAAAUCCCUCAACGAAUCAGGAAAAUUUACCAGAAUCAUGUUUAUCUGCAUGGAAUUGCAAAUAGAGAGAAUUUAUUAUCUAAAAUAUGUAAUAUUAAGAGGUUCAGAGCUUUUGAAUCAACAUUUCAAACUUUUCCUCCGGGUUCUCGAACCUUUUAAAGAGAAGAAAAAACAAGAAGAGGUGAUACAACACAAGGUUAAUCAUGUCCCUGCCUCAUCUGAUUUAAAACAUAAUGCCGCCAUCACAUUAUGAAAUUACAUGCUUCAAAAUCUAAUAUUAUGUCUUUGCAGAAUUUUGCUUUGAAAUGAUUUGCAGACAAUCUAAAUCUGUUUUUUAUGAACAUUUAUCAAAACGUCUAGACGCUCGUGGAAUCAGGGUUUUAUUUCCUUGUCAUUGCCGUAUUAGAAUUGUGUUUAACGGACAUUUCUUGGUUAAACGUUAAUCUAGUUUACCAGCAGCACUGCUGUCUAACACACCAAAGACAGUCCCCCUGUACUGGAACCAGCCAACACCCAUUUAAAUUAUUCAUAAUACUGGAACAGAUACCGUCAUUUUAUAUUUUUAAUUAACUAAAGUAUACACAGAUUUGCUGUACCUGCAUGAGUUUUACUGCAUGAGAUAGAAACGUAAAAUAACCCUAAAAAAAGAGCUUUUUUUGGGAGAGUACAGCUGAAGAGCAGAGCCGAGUUACCGCUCUGUGUUUUUUUUGUGACUUUGUCGAGUCAAUAAAACUCUGAAGUCUUAAACAAACACAAGCACUAAGAUCAAAAUGCUCCGAAUGUAACGACGCCCAGCUCUCAAAUAAUUGUAACUGCCGUUUGAAGAAAGAGAAAGUCAUGCUUGUCUUUUCCUGUCUGAUGAUGGUGACGCUCCUCCUCCAGUUCUGCACCCCUUCACCUUUCAACUGGUGCUCAACUUCCAGCCCUGAAUGAUUCUCAUUCUGCUUCUUUUCAUGGCACUUGAUGCUGUACUUAGGUGCUCUAACUAAAAUCUGGCUCAACUAGUAUUAGCAAGUAUCUAUCUUUGUUUUGACUGAGGUGGAGUACCUGAUGGGGAUGAUUGGAUUUUGCUUUAUAAAGAUACAGGUGCGGGCCAUUUCUCAUGCAAAGAAAUGUAUAAUGAAUUAUUGUAUGGAUGCUUUUCUUUGCCAUGUUUUCCUGUUUGGGAAACUCUACAUAUCUGGUACUUUGCAGAGGUUAAAAUAAGUGAUACUAUUUGCAAAUGUCAUUUGACCCAGAGCUGCAAAUACCACAAAGAGCUGAAACAGAUGGCAACUUUAUCUUCCUUUAACAUACUAAGUAGGGAUGAGCACUUACCCAAUGUAAACUCAAGAGGGCAGCAUUGGCUCUGUUUCAAGAAACCUGCAAGAUCCAUUCUGAAGCCAGUCGAGCCUUGCCUUGCUGUAAUAACUGUCCAUGGCCAGUAGAGGGGGGUCUCUGACUCCGUCUGCUCACCAUGGACGGGUCACUCCAAAGUGGCUCAUGGCAAAGCUGAUCUUUGUCUCAUUGUGGCUCAAAUGUGAAUGACAGGAGAUGGAGAUGCUUUCGCGAAGCUCGUCCUCGGUUAUAGCAGAAAGAAACUGUUUGGUGCUCUUACACACACUCUGGUGCUGUACUAUUACACUUGAUUACUGGUGAAGGGCCCGCCGCUUCCUCUGCAUGGUGCUGUCAUCUUCAGGCAGAGAGAGGCGCGUCCUUCCGCAGGCACCUUGUCACCACAGAGCCCGUAUGGGGCUGCUGUGCUGAAGCUCAUUGGACUCAAGAACCGGUUCCAUUUGAGGUGUUUUUGCAGUUUUUUGUGACAAAUGCAUUCUGUCUCAGAGUACACUGUUUGGGGCAGAGAAAGCACAGUCAUUCAGUACAUUUACACCCCAUUCAUAGGUAAAAAAAAAAAUCUAGUACUGAGAGUCAAAGGGAGACCUUGGGAAAGUCCGGGAGUUGGCGCCAAAUGCAGAUACAUUCAAUCAAAGAAUCUCUCACUUUGUGUGUUUGUGUGUGUGAGUGAGUGUGUGUGUGGUGAGAUGAGGUGGGUGCAUGAAAGAGAAGAGCCAAAGAGAGAGACUAUUUGAUAACCUGGAAAGAGUCCUGUACAUCAUUUUUAUUUUCUCUCCAUCGGGGAUGAAAUGAUUCGAUUGAUUCACCUCAGAUGGUUUCACGGUCACUUGUCACGCGUGUCGAAGAUAAAAAUGAUUCACUACAGGAACUCGACUCGGGCUCACUCCUGGAUACUGGGUGGUUAGUUAGGUCAGGCCCUGGUCAUCUGUGAAAGACCCUGUUACCUCUCCUGAGGGUCUCCAGCUCUCUACCUCACGCUGUAGAGACACUGGUCACAAUCACAACUUGCUACUGAGGGCAGAGAAUCAUGCGUAUGUCCUUUUGUGUGCUCUGGAUCUCCACACUCAUUUUAACCUGCUUUUUUACUCUUAUUUAUUACUACAUGGUGAUGAUGAUGAUGAUGAUGAUUGUCUUUGAUGUUUUUUGUUUUUUUUUUCAUCUUUUUUAUAUAGCUAAUACAAAUUGUACAUAGAGAAGAAAAGAUUUAUAAAAGCACUUUUAAUCUUGAUUUUAAUGACAAAAAGAAAGAGCCGAUUAUUGACAACUUGAAGCUUAGGUUUUUGUUUCUUCUUUUUGUUUGUUUUGUUUUGUUUUUUUCUCAAGAGAGAGAUAAGAAAUGUAAAUAUUAAAAUAUUUAGGUAAGAUUAUUUAACUGGUGAGGAUAGUAACUAAACCAUGAAUGACAAUGGGGUAUUUGAAAGUCUUUGACAGCCCUCAACAACAGCAAACAACACUUGAUCCCGAUGUGUUGGGUAGAAUCGUGUGCUCAGUUACACUGCUGUUUUGCUUUUAUUGAGUACUGUAGCCUUUGUCGGUGUAUAGCUGACAGAGACCUGUCACUUUAUAAAAACAAAUUUAUUUGCCCAGUUAUGUAACAUAAACCCACACCUCACUGAAAUCUGUCAUGAUAAAUCUAGAUGAUGGAUUGCUCUGGUGAAAACCCCACAUCUACGAAAGUAUGAAUAUUAGAGUCUGAACAAAGCUUAUCCGCCUGACAGCACUCAACAAACCAAGACAAACUCUCUCAUCAAUCCUUGAUGGCAAUAUUACAGUCCAGUUGAGCUUGAAAUUGACCAAAACUGUUAUUUUAUGGUACGAAACAACAGUGAUCAACUAUCAGCAAGCUAAGGACAAAUCUAAGACGGAGCCUCGAACCCGACAUGUGCUGCUUGAGGACUGAUGCCCAAUCAGAGCAGCUGAGGCUUCUUAGAUUAGCAUUACGACUGGAUGCAAAACCAGAGCUGACAAAGCUCUCUUAAUUUGCCCGAAAUCAGGAGUCCAGACAUGUUAAUGUUGGUUUUAUUUUGGUCAUAGUACAUUGACAAAGGCAGCAGUGACCACACAAAGUCAACGCUUCCAGCAAAGACAUGAUCCGGCAUGUAAAAUACAUAUAUGAAUUUCUUUAAAGGAGUUGAAUAAGCAAGCUUCGGGGCGCUGGUAGUCAGAUAUACUGUUUUUGGCCGCGGGUAUUUUUCCUAAUUGUAACCAAGCAAAGGUAAUAGACAUCUGUCCCUGUUUCACAUGUACAAUGUUUCCUUAAAUAUCAACAGAGUUGCCAUCAAAUCCAGAACUUACUUUUGUCAGCUGUGUUCGACUAUCAGGUGAAAAGAUUACCUCCCAGCUUGAUUAAAUGUAUCUAUCAUUAUUACCUGCUCUAGUUCUCAUAAUAGUCAGAAUGCACUUGGUCUAUAAGAAUCAUAAUCCCCCCAAUCGUUUGAUUUCUCACAUGUAGAGGUUCGACUGGUGCAUCAAGAGGGCCCACUUCCUUAAAAACCAUACUGCACGGCCCACAUUCAACACACACACACAUACAUACACACACACACACACACAUCUAACAACGGGUGCUGAGGAUAAAGUUAAUGUGCUAUCUUAAUAACUUUGUACAUUUCUAAAUGUCUCACAGGUUUGGUGGAUGGUUCUCAUGAAAAGCGACACCUCCCGGGCACAUACGGAGAAGGGAGGUUGUUCAGCUGGUGCUAUGAAGCUACACCUUAAAAACUCACUGUGUAAAAACAACGAUAAAAAAAAAAGAGAGGGAUAAAUGGUCACCACAAAUAUUUUUCUGAGCUCUUCGAAUGUCAAGAGAUCUAUACUUUAGAUUUACGCAGUUUACGGGAAGCUGCCUUGGUGCUGACUUUAGGACAAGUCUUUUGUUACAACGCUAAACACAAAACGUCAUCUCUAUCCGAGGGCAGGGGGCGCUCUAACAGUUCAUUCUCAACCAAUAUUCAUUCCAUAUUGUACUUGAACUCAUUAAAACUAGAGUGAGAUAACAGAAGACUGUUAACUGGCUUUCACGUAAUCCUUUUGAGUUUGUUGUACAUGUUCACGGUAACUGAACGCUAAGAUAUUUGAACAAAACCAGAAAAGAAAGAAAUUCAUGUACUGCCUCCCUCUCCCUCUCCCUCUCCCCAGACACGCACUUCCUUAACUCGACCCCUUUUUUCUCUUAUCACCUUGUAUAGUUUGUCUUACUCACACAAACACAUGAAUACACAUUUGCAUCUCACAGUGUGUGGCCCACCUUUUAAACACCCUAUAUAACGGACACUUCCAAAUUUGUGAUAUCGACUUAGACCCUGGCCCAUACAAAAAAAAAAAAAAGAAAAAGAAAAAAUGAUGGAAAUGAACCUACACAACUGGCAGCUACAUUCCUUUUUGAGUUCUAGGAUUGUUCUUGGUUCUUUAUUUUCAUGUCAAGGAUGCAGUAUGUAAAAAAAGUGUUUUUGUUCAGUCUCUCUCUCUCUUUGUAGCUGUAUGGUGUAUUAUGUGAAUACAUAGUGUAUGUGGUAAAAACCCCACAAUAUUGUUUUAUGUUGCGCGAUAAAUAAAGACAUUGAAGUGAAAUCGAGUUUGUGACGUGACUUUUUUUUUUUGUCUUGACUUCUGUCUGUCUUUUGCAAUUUGAGACAUCUUAUUUAUCGAGUCUACGUAAUAUGGACCAAAUUUAAAUCUAGAAGUUCAGCAUGCAUGCCCUCCUUCUGCUGCAGGGGACGCUAGUUUCAGUAGGGUGACCAUGCGUCCUCUUUUACCCACACAGGUCCUCUUUUUUGGGGGCUGUCCUGCCUUGUCCGGGGGAGUUUAUAAAAUCCUUCAAAUGUCUGCGGUUUUAUACGCAAGUUUUGAGUUUGUGUUGUGUGGACUUACUGAUUUAGAAGCCUGUAAAAAACACUCAACCUGACCCGAAAAACUCAAAAAUUACUAUGUGCUACUCCGUGACUCCACGUAGUCUUGUCGUCUUUUUGGGGAUUCAGAAUAUGGUCACCUGUGUGUAAGAGAGGGAGUGUGCGAAGUGGAACUCCUGAAAAGUGCAGAUACUGUCACCUUAAUAUCAGAAGGUGAUCAAGAGAGUCAAGUCAAAUUUCCCCUUUUUCCUGAUCAACAGAGGACACUGUGGACAACUCAGCUUGGUUUAAUUUCCUUUUAUUGUAGAUGGUAACCAGUAGCAGAAGCAGCUUGAUAACCUCAAAGGAAAUAAAUGAAAUGAGUCUGUCAUUAAGUCGGCACAAAUAAAUUAACUCAUCAGUACUAAUUUCAAAAAAGGGUUAUUAAAUUUAAGAAUUAAACAAAUUAAAUGCAUGGGUAAACUAUCAAUUUUUAAAAUGUUUUAAAUCAUUCCAAUUCAUUUUAAAAUAAAUUUGUUUUUUUAACUGUUUAAAAUUAUUUUAAAUUAUGCUAAAUACUUUAUAUGUAAUUAAUUUUAACUCAGACUCAACAUUGAAUUCUACAGUAGAUCUAAAAUCAAAUCUAUCACUAUGACGGUUUGCAUAAAUUUAAACAACAACUAGAAACAACAAGGAAACAACUAUAUUAGUUUUAACAUAUUUUAAGUGCACAGGGCUUAGAUUAUUAAUAAACUCAUCUCAACCUCUCCAUCCCUAAAUUAAAGUUAUUUUUUCUGUUGAUUUGAUUUAAAUUAAGAUUUUCUCACCACUGGCGUCUCUGAGGUCUCCUGCAGUGAUGCCACCAAACACUGUCUCUGUGUUGGGUUUAAAACCUGCAACAAAUGACUGAAAACACAUGAAGAAGAGAAAGACAAUGGUUUAGAUUUCUUACUCGAGGAGAAUGGGCAGAGAUAGUUUCAGUUACAAUCUCAAAACCAUUCUGAAGGUAUUUCUGUCCAGUCUCUUUUUAUUUAGGGUUGUCCCUGGUUACACAAUGCUACUAAAGGAUGGGGGGAAAAACUAUCUGCAGCUACGUAAGCACUCUCAUAAAACAUAAUUAUGAACGACAGAUAAUAUGUGAGGGUCAAGGCGACAUUGUUGACAUCAAACAAGCUCCUUCUGAUAGGAGCGGAUCCUCCUUAUUACUUCCCACGAUUCACAAAGGAGGUUACAACACACACACACACCUGCUGAUAGAAGAAACAAGGUCAGAGAAGUGAAGAAACACUCGUGCUUUGUAAGAGAGAAGUUAGAAAACACUCUUAUAUGAUGUGUAACAAGAGGUUCAAACAGUUCAUACUUGUAGCAAACUCUUCAUAAGAAUUCGAGUAAGAUGAUAACUUCUAUAUACAUUUAUACACAUUAUUUUGACACUCUGUAACAAAGGGUGACACACCUGUCCCUGAGCCUCUUUAAUGCCUCUGCCUACCAUCCCUCACUCUACCUGCACUUCACCUGCCCUGCUGUGACUCUCCAGUGGGAGGGACAAACCUCUGAAACAUAAACCUAAACAGUCACAUAAAUUAUCUCUACACAAAAAAAAAAAAAAAAAAAAAUCUCUCAAGACUGUAAUGACAAGAGUAUAAAGUUAAAAAGUUAAGAUAAAGAAUAAAAGCAGUCUCAGUCAAGGUUUCAGAUCACUCUUGUAACUCAGUGCAGCAUUAGUUCAAAUAAUGAAUCUAAAAGUCCAGAGUAUAAAGUUCACUUCGUUGUAUGUCUCCAGAUUUCUGCCUGUUCAAUAUGAAUCCGUCCUUGUUGCAGCCGCCGACAAGGACAACUGGAUCUCAUUCAGUCGCUGCGGAUUGUUAUCGAUAGCACGACCUGCGCUGUAUAGAAGCUGACCUCAGAUAAUUUUUCUUGGGAGUCUGAACUGACUCGACUGCCUCUCCUCUUUCUUGUCCUCUCCAUUAGUCUACCUACGCUUAUGCUGUCAGCCAAACAAGAGCUGAACCAAUUUAAAGAGAGAAGGAGCUUUUUUCUCCGAAUACAACAAUGUGCAUCAAGAUUUCUGUAAUCUCAGAGAGCUCUCUGCGCUGACCCCUGUGUGACGCCUACAUCAUAAGUCAAGGUCUCAAAGUGUGUGAGAGGCUGUGCCCUCGGUCAGUCCACAUGCUCUGUGCUGUAUCAACACAUCCCAGAGAGAGAACAUACUCGUCUCAAGUGUGGCCUGAAAAACUUAUUUCUAAUUAAGCUUUAAGAAACACGUGAACAGAGACAACGUGACUGUUGCUCCAAGGAGGCGUAGUGUCGUCGAGGUACUGUCAAUAACUAAACCUCACAUGUACAAGGAGCUAAUAUGUGGUGUGACUGAGCUUCCAGCAGAGCAGCUGAUGGAGACAUGGAAUAAAAGAUGGUAUGGAUUAAGAUGUCAAACUCUGAUCGUGCUCAGGGUAAGCUUUGGUGCCAGCUAACCCUAACCCUGAAAUCCUGGGGAGCAAAUUUUAGUAGAGGUUUGCAGCAGAGUAACACUCUAGAACAGUCUCCCUGUCCUGGAGCUGAUAUCCAAGCUGCAAAAAAUCUACGUCUGCAGAAGAAAGUCCUGCUGGAAACACAUAAAUCCUCAUUGCUGAGUGUCAGAGAACAAACCACAAAGUGAAACUGAACUGAAGGUCCACUCGUCCUCAUUCAACAAACGGCCCUCAAUGUGCCUUAAGUCCACCUAAAUUUCAUGUCUGAAAACGCACCCGUCAUAAACACAAGUCCUACUGAAGAUAUCUAGAAAAGGUAGAUCUUCGUUUUCUUUAAACUGAGCGAACCAAACUAAAACAGAUUACCUGAUCAUGGAAAGGAGAGUGGUGUUUUUCUCCUAAUCAGGAUCAUUUUUAACUUGAUCUGAUUUUUUUUUUAAUCAGCUGGGCUACAACAAUAAAGAAACAACAGGGAAGGGGAACUAACAGUGACGGGGUUAGACUGCAGCUACAGAGAGACCAGCAUGAAGUUAACAACAUACAGCACUCCUUUGUGCCAAUUAGAGCAAUUUGAGGUGGACAAGGUGAACAGCACAAUGGCUCCUCUUGUGAAAAAGAACACCUUUAGAAAAAGCACAAUGUCUACCUUUGGCAUUACAAUAGGAGCUGUCAGCUCGUAAAGGACCUUGAGAAUAAAACUGACUCAAUAUUCUCAGAGGAAAGCUAAUUUGUAUUGCAGUUUGUGAGCACAUGACAAACCAUUUUCCCUACUCUGCUGCAUUUCCGUAAUUAUUAGAUAUAUUAAUCCUUUCUACCUUGAGCAAGUUCCUGACAUAUCAAUACUGCCUAAGGCCAUUUUCUUUGACAGCGUAUUCCUAUGUUAUCUAAUGUCAGCAGCCCUGAAAGAGCAACUUUGGUGUCCAUUAACCAGGGCCCUAUUUUUCCACAUGAAGAUAUACUAUCAUUGAAGUUACUGUGCUGUGUGACCUGCAUUAAUUCAUGAAAUCAUCAUUACAAGCCCAAAAAGACCUGCAGCUUAACUUUCAUUACUUUUCGACUCAUUACAUGCAGACGUUUUAAACACCUCUGGCUCUAGUUCUGCUGUGAGUUUAACAUUCAACUGCACUUAGAAAAGAGGAUAAGGUCCACAAGAAGAGAAAAAGGUAAUUACAGGACAGGCCUGUUUUAUUCCUCUAUCAAUAUUGAAUGUUGAAGAGGUUCCAUGUUGUAGUUUUACUGAGCUGUUGCAUCCCUUGUACAUAGUUCCAAUGAUAUUGAUUGAUCGUUCUCCAAAUCCAGUGUUUUUACUGGGUUUUACCAGGUCAAUGUGAAUUAUUUAAGCCAGUGUUUAAAUAAUAAAAGGGUGAACAGUUUUCCUGAACAUGUCAAAAUCCUGUCUCAGUGGCUCAGAGGAUAAGAAGACUGACUAGGACACCUGAGGUUCUGGGUUCAAGCCUUAUCAUGGGUGAGGUGAAUUUUAAAGUCCAGUGUCUAGAAAGGAGAGUGAAAGAGGAAGCAAACACAGUACUCCUGUGUGUCCACGUGGACACAGGAGACUGUCUUGGACUUUGUGCCUCAUAACCCCCCUGUAUUACCUCUCCGGAAACACCGGGGAGAAACCCCACCCCCCGGGCCUGGUUCUCCAGGAUUUGCUUCAGGAUCUCCUUUGUGUCGAGCGGGUAUCGAACCAGGGCUGCCCGCUUGACUCGCAUUUGGGUGUCAGUUGUAUACCGCGCUGCGCCUAGCUUGGUACUUUGGCUCCUGGACUUUAAAAUUGGUCCCAGUCAGUCUCCUUAUCCUCUGAGCUAUGUAAACACACAUGAGAAUUCCAGUUUUCUCCUAUUUCACUCUCCUUUGUAGACACUAGACUUUUAAAAUUCACCUGAACUUGGGUAAGGUAAGGCUUGAACUCACGACCUCAGGAGUCCAAGUCCAUCCACUUAUCCUCUGAGCCAUGUGGACACACAGGAGUAUUGUGUUUGUUUCCUCUUUCACUCUCCUCAAUCAAGUCCACAUAUGUAGGUUCCAUUAAAAACUACAAACUUUUCCCAAGAUCAAACAAAAUGAGUCUCAAAUGAGAUUACACAAGGGCACAUCAUCCUCCCUUGGGAGAAAUCCUCCUCUCCUUUAUAGACACCUCGAUCUCCAACCUACGUAUCAGAGAGUGUAGCAAGUACCUAAAAGGGGAGCUCAAGAUCUCUCUUGUAUCAAAGAAAUCAAAUAAAACUCCUAACCACUGCCUUAGACCACAUACUUAGACCUCCUAAAAAAAUGCUAAGUACAAACAAAGAAAAACUACUCACAAAAGGAA
Molecule: messenger RNA, 41851 nt
Organism: Xyrichtys novacula (pearly razorfish)
Lineage: Eukaryota; Metazoa; Chordata; Actinopteri; Labriformes; Labridae
Source: the annotation of a GenBank genome assembly